Messenger RNA from Trichoderma citrinoviride, 1263 nucleotides. RefSeq lists its product as hypothetical. Gene Ontology annotation, biological process: regulation of cell cycle. NCBI's taxonomy places the organism in Eukaryota, Fungi, Ascomycota, Sordariomycetes, Hypocreales, Hypocreaceae. Gene Ontology annotation, cellular component: nucleus. The record is from RefSeq and is a predicted model, not a curated record. The coding region runs from base 31 to 1263 and encodes 410 amino acids. The transcript has a single exon.
ACCAUCACCACCCUCCACAGCAAUCACAGCAUGGCCCCCGACGCCGCGGCUCUCGAGAGCCUCGAAUCCCUCGUCCAAACUGCCUGCGCCCUCCUCAAGCAGCUCCAAGACGUCCUCUCCUCCAUCCGCAACAACCCAGACGCGCCCCCCUCAUCAACAACAGCAGAACCCUCCUCCUCUACAGCACCCCUCGACGCCCUCGCCCUCGCCCGCGACUCCGCAACCCUCAUCCGCGCCCACGCCACCAAAGUCUCCCUGCUCAUCAUCAACGAGCCCUUCACGCCCAGCGCAAUCUCCUCCGUCCUGCGCGAGCUCGUCGCGGGGCCCAUCCCGGGCCUCGUCGCCUCCGUGCAGGCCUGCGACCCCAACGGCUACACCCUCGUCUUCCGCAACGAGCUCGCGUGGCGGUGCCAGCGCGUGCUGGCGGAGCUGGCGGACCUCGUGCGGAGGAUCCCCACCGAUGGAAAGGUGCUGAAGAAGGAAAAGGAAGGGUUUGGCGGCGGCGGCGCUGCGGGGGGAAAGGGCAGCAUUGCGUCGACGGGCGUGCUCUGGGCCGCGUGCGACAAGGUGGUUGGUCUUGCGAACGGGGGCGUGGGAGGCUUCUUUGUGGACAAGAUGGGCGAGUGGAAGGAUACGCUCAGCGACAUCAUGGAGGAGAUGAAGGAAUGGGGCGACGAGGAGCCUGACGACGACGACGAGGAUGACGAUGAUGAUGACGAGGAGGACGCCGAUGACUAUGGCGUCAGUGAUCUCGCGGACCAGAUCGGCUCAACGCACAUCUCAACCCAAAACAUCCUCGACGACCUCAUGAGCUCCCACCGCACCAUCCCCGCCGCCGACCCGGACCGCAUCCGCCCGCGCCUCGAAUCCUCCCUCCGCCGCCUCCGCCUCGUCAUCCUCCUCUACCAAGCCAUCACCAAGCGCCGCAUGAAGAAGCUCCCUCCCUUUCCUCCUCCUCCAAAACAAAUCACCGCCACCGCCACCACCACCAACAACAACAAGGACGUUGCAGCAGCAGAAGGAGAGAAGGUCCCCCGCAGACUGGACGAACUAGCGUCCCUGCUGCAGAAACUGCCCGAUCGCUUCGGCGACCUGGCUUGCGCCUUUUACGAGCUGCGGCCCAGGGAGAUCGACGAGGCCAUGGACCAGUGCUUCCUGGACGCGUUUGCCGUCAGCGAGCUGCUCGGCGAGGGGUGGGAUGGCCGGAGGGAUGAGUUUACCGAGUGGACGGACAAGUUUCAGCGCGAGAUCAAAAAGGCUUGA